This is a messenger RNA of Python bivittatus (Burmese python), 3342 nucleotides long. Lineage: Eukaryota; Metazoa; Chordata; Lepidosauria; Squamata; Pythonidae. The record is from RefSeq and is a predicted model, not a curated record.
AUGCCUCCUGGCCUUGGCCAUACACGUGAGGCUCACAGAGAGAAACACUUCCUUGGUGGAAGCUACCGUGGGAAAUGCUUCCUCCCUAGAGAAGCCUCCCCAGUGCCUACCUGCCCCUUGGACCCCAAGCAAGGAGGGCUCUUCUAUUUCUCCAAGCUUGACAGAGACGACGUCUACUUCCUGAUGCUUUCAUGCCUCUUUCUACUGAUGGAUUCGGUGGCUGUCCCUGGCCAACCAUGCCUGAUCUCAGAAGACCAAGGGUUGUGGAACCUGUUCAGGAGUGAGAUGGGAGCCCAUGAUGAUCCCCAGACUAUACAGGUUACCAACACUUUGGAGUACAUGAAGCAGCAGGGCACCCAAGUCUACAAAGUCUUUGUUUAUCUUUUGUUGACACCAACAGGGAAGAACUGGUGCCAGAGUUUGAUUCUGAGGGAUUUUUCAGAGCCCGCUGUGGCUCAGCGGCUGGCGCUACAGAGGGAAUUCACUUUGUCCACUGAGAAAAUUGCUGAUGAAAAGGAUGAGAAUACGGAACGGGGCAACUGGUCGAGCAAAGCGGACUAUCUCCUCUCCAUGGUUGGCUACGCUGUGGGCCUGGGCAACGUCUGGCGGUUUCCAUACCUGACCUAUCGGAAUGGAGGAGGAGCCUUCCUGAUCCCCUACACUCUCAUGCUGGCCCUGGCCGGCCUCCCGCUGUUCUUCAUGGAAUGCUCCCUGGGACAGUUUGCCAGCUUGGGACCCGUUUCGGUUUGGAGAAUCCUCCCCCUUCUUCAAGGAGUGGGAAUCACCAUGGUGAUCAUUUCCACCUUUGUGACCAUUUAUUACAACGUCAUCAUUGGGUACAGCCUCUACUACCUGUUCGCCUCCUUCCAGCGGGUCCUUCCGUGGGCCGAAUGCGACAAGACCUGGGCAGACGCGGGAUGCAGCAAGACGCCAAUCGUGUCAUUCUGCAACGUUACGCUGAAUAAUAUCAUCACCCAGGUGAAUUACACGUGGGUACAGGAUAAUAACCUCACCUGCAUCAACAACACAAAGUUGUUUGUGGAUACCCAGGUUCCCAGCGAGCAGUAUUGGAACAAAAAGGUCCUCCAGCGGUCGAACGGCUUAGACGAGACCGGGGAGAUCGUGUGGUAUCUCGCUCUUUGCCUUCUCCUUUCCUGGCUGAUUGUAGCAGUGUCCUUGUUCAAAGGAAUCAAGUCUUCUGGAAAGGUUGUCUACUUCACAGCCAUCUUCCCUUAUGUUGUCCUGAUCAUAUUGUUGGUGCGAGGAGCCACCUUGGAAGGUGCCCGCAACGGCAUUGAGUACUACAUCGGGGUCCAGUCCAAUUUCACCAAGCUGACCGAGGCAGAGGUAUGGAAAGAUGCAGCAACACAGAUCUUCUUCUCACUCUCCGUGGCCUGGGGUGGGCUGGUGGCCCUCUCCUCCUACAACAAAUUCCAUAAUAAUUGCUAUGCCGAUGCCAUUUUUGUCUGCGUGACCAACUGCCUGACCAGCGUCUUUGCCGGCUUCGCAAUCUUCUCCAUCUUGGGGCACAUGGCGUUCAAGGCAGGCAAGAAUGUUUCCCAGGUUGUGGAAUCAGGAUUUGACUUGGCCUUUGUGGCCUAUCCUGAAGCCCUUUCCCAGCUACCGGUGGCUCCUUUGUGGUCCUUUUUGUUCUUCUUCAUGCUUCUGCUUCUGGGUCUCGAUUCCCAGUUUGCCACCAUAGAAACCAUCACUACCACCAUCCAAGAUAUCUACCCUGCAGUGAUGAAGAAAAUGAGAGUUGUUGUGACGAUGGGGUUGUGUCUGCUACUGUUCCUGCUUGGGCUCGUGUGUGUGACCCAGGCAGGAAUCUACUGGGUCAACUUGGUGGACCAUUUCUGUGCAGGCUGGGGUAUCCUCUUUGCAGCUAUCCUUGAACUGGUGGGAAUUUGCUGGAUUUAUGGAGGAAACCGGUUUAUUGAAGACAUCGAGAUGAUGAUUGGGAAGAAAAGCUUCCUCUUCUGGGUGUGGUGGAGAACCUGCUGGUUUUUCAUCACGCCUUGCCUCUUGCUCACCAUCUUGAUCUGGUCCCUGAUCACUUUUGAACCCCCCAAGUAUGGCAAAACAAAAUACCCGGGGUGGGGCACCGGCAUCGGCUGGUGCAUGAUCAUUUUUUGCCUUAUUUGGAUCCCGGUGGUGGCCAUUUGCAAGAUCACCAAGGCGAAAGGGAACUUGUGGCAGCGCAUCGUCUCCUGCUGCAAGCCCAAACCGAGCUGGGGGCCGUACCUGGAGCGUCACCGGGGGGAAAGGUACAAGAACAUGGUGGGCCCGGCCAAGAAGACAGACGUCGAGAUCCCCACUGUGGAUGGCUACAUCCGCAAGCUGGAAUGAAGAGGGAGGCGAGGCUGGGGGAAGACCCCACACCGCCCUGAGUGGAACCAGGGGAGCCGAAGGGACGCCGCGCGACUGAUUCCAAGGACUUGAAUGAUCUGCUACCGAGCCACGGCCGGACCCCCGGCCCGCGCGGAGGCCAGUUCUGCCAAGGCAGGCCAGGCCAUGGUGGGAGGGGCAGCCCAGGGACAGCCUUCUAGCUCAGGGGCACUCCCUGGGGGUGGGUGGGUUCCAGCCCCUGCCCCAUCAGGCCCUGUCUACAAAGAGCUGGCAAAUCCCCCCCCAAAACAAAAUCCUAAAACCUCUCGUCUGGAAAAGAAGGAGUUCCCUCCCUUGCAGGGGUGUGGUGUUGAAGAACACACUUCGGCGAUACUGUGAGGCUCUUUAGAGCCAUCCAAGUGCCUAAGGCUGGAAUCCUUUGCACACUUCAUUGGACGUGAAGCCCACCAUAAUCCAGGGAGAUUUACUUCAGGAUCACUGCACAACGCUCUGGUUGUGUGUGCACGCGUGUGUGUAUGGGAGAGAGAGAUUCCGCACCUAGCAUUUUAUUUGCAUAAUUUAUUCCUUGAAUUUUAUUUGGGAUGUAAUUUAUUUUUGUUUUGCUAUAAUUGAGGGAAGCUUCUGAAAACCUCUCUCCCCCAGACAGCUGGCAGUCCCACUGAGCCGUCAAGACUUGGGGCAGACGUUUCUUGUUUGUUUUCAAGCGUAUCUCCAUAGCCAUAAGGGCUAGAAACUUGUUUUAAGAAGAGAAAGAGAGAGGGAGAGAGAGGGAGAAAAGGAGAUUCCUUAGAAGCAGAACCUGCGUCUGGUACGCCCUGCUGGGCCUGAAGUCCCGGCUGUUCUCAGCUGGUGCAGACAGCUGGCUGGCCAGCUUAUAAAGUAAUCUGUCCAGACUUUGGUUUCGUGAAGCUCUUUUGAUUUGUCCAUUUCAGCAGUUUCUUCUUCUUCUUCUUCUUCUUCUUCUUCUUCUUCUUCUUCUUCUUCUUCUUCUUC